UCCCUGUCCCUCCCCUCCCCGUCUUCGUCUCUGUCCAGUGACCUCAGCGAGAACCAGAUCCAGGGAGUUCCAAGGAAAGCAUUCAGAGGAGCUGUGGAAAUCAAGAACCUCCAAUUGGACUAUAACCACAUCAGCUGUAUUGAAGAUGGAGCUUUCCGAGCAUUACGUGACCUGGAAGUACUCACGCUCAACAAUAACAACAUCAGCCGACUGUCCGUGGCCAGUUUCAACCACAUGCCAAAGCUCAGGACCUUCCGCCUGCACUCCAACAACCUGCAGUGUGACUGCCACGUCGCCUGGCUGUCCGAGUGGCUGCGGCAGCGCCCCCGCCUGGGUCUGUACACGCAGUGCAUGGCCCCUCCACACCUGAGGGGGCACAACGUGGCCGAGGUGCAGAAGAAGGAGUUUGUGUGCACAGGUCACCAGUCGUCAUCAGCUUCCUCCUGCAGUGUGUUACAGUGCCCAGAGUCCUGCACCUGCAGUAACAACAUCGUGGACUGCAGAGGGAAGGGUCUGACAGAAAUACCCACCAACCUGCCUGAAACUAUUACUGAGAUACGACUGGAGCAGAACGCCAUCAAGGUGAUCCCAGCCGGGGCUUUUUCUCCUUAUAAGAAGCUGCGCAGGAUAGACUUGAGUAACAACCAGAUCUCAGAGCUGGCCUCAGAUGCCUUCCAAGGCCUUCGCUCGCUCAACUCUCUGGUACUAUAUGGGAACAAGAUCACUGAGAUUUCAAAAGGACUGUUUGAGGGAUUGUUUUCUCUGCAGCUGUUGUUGCUGAAUGCUAAUAAGAUAGCCUGUCUGCGGGUGGAUGCAUUUCAGGACCUUCACAACCUCAAUCUGCUAUCACUGUAUGACAACAAGCUCCAGACCAUUGCCAAGGGGACUUUCUCAUCACUAAGAGCCAUACAAACACUUCACUUAGCCCAAAACCCAUUUAUCUGUGACUGCCACCUGAAGUGGCUGGCUGACUACCUGCAGGACAAUCCCAUCGAGACAAGCGGUGCUCGCUGCACCAGCCCUCGGCGGCUCGCCAACAAACGGAUCGGACAAAUCAAGAGCAAGAAGUUCCGCUGCUCAGCUAGGGAACAGUAUUUCAUCCCAGGUACAGAGGAUUACCGCAGUAAGCUAGGAGGCGACUGCUUCGCUGACCUGGCCUGCCCGGACAAGUGCCGCUGUGAGGGCACAACGGUCGACUGCUCCAACCAGAAACUCACCAAAAUACCAGAUCACAUUCCUCAAUACACGGCAGAACUGCGCCUGAACAACAAUGAUUUCACUGUUCUAGAAGCGACGGGGAUCUUCAAAAAGCUACCUCAGCUGAGAAAGAUUAAUCUGAGUAACAACCGUAUCACUGACAUAGAGGAGGGGACAUUCGAGGGAGCUUCAGGGGUCAAUGAGCUGAUUCUGACCUCCAACAGACUCGAGAACAUUCACCACCGCAUGCUGAAGGGGCUCGGUGGCCUCCGCACACUUAUGCUGAGGAGUAACCGCAUCAGCUGUGUGAGUAACAGCAGCUUCGUAGGGUUGAGUUCCGUUCGCCUCCUUUCGCUCUACGACAACCAGAUCACCUCCAUGAACCCCGGAGCCUUCGACACGCUGCACUCCCUGUCCACUCUGAACCUUCUGGCCAAUCCCUUCAACUGCAACUGUCACCUGGCCUGGCUCGGCGACUGGCUGAGGAGGAAGCGGAUUGUCACUGGAAAUCCUCGCUGUCAGAGUCCAUAUUUCCUGAAGGAGAUCCCCAUCCAAGACGUUGCCGUCCAGGACUUUGCCUGCGAAGAUGGUAAUGAUGAGAACAGCUGCUCUCCAGUCCUGAGGUGUCCAGCAGAGUGCUCCUGUCUGGACACUGUGGUACGCUGCAGUAACAAGGGUCUUACCACCCUACCCAAAGGCCUCCCAAAGGAGACCACUGAACUGUAUUUGGAUGGAAACCACUUUACUCAGGUUCCUGUGGAGCUCUCCAACUACAAACACUUGACACUCAUUGAUUUGAGUAACAACCAGAUCAGCACGUUGUCCAACCACAGCCUCAGUAACAUGUCCGAACUGCUUACUCUAAUCCUGAGCUACAACCGCCUGCGGUGCAUUCCAGUGAGGGCAUUCGACGGUCUCAAGUCUCUUCGUUUGCUGUCUCUCCAUGGUAACGACAUAUCCCUGAUACCAGAAGGAGCCUUUAAAGACCUGUCGUCGCUCUCCCACCUGGCUCUUGGAGCCAACCCUCUGUACUGUGACUGUCACAUGCAGUGGCUUUCAGACUGGGUGAAGAGUGGCUACAAGGAACCCGGCAUUGCCCGUUGUACCGGGCCCGGAGACAUGACGGAUAAACUGCUCCUAACCACGCCUUCCAAGAAGUUCACCUGCACAGGUCCUGUGGAUUUGAGUAUCCAGGCUAAGUGUGACCCAUGCUUAUCGAGCCCCUGCAAGAACGAUGGCACGUGCACCAAUGACCCUGUGCACUACUACCGCUGCACCUGCCCCUAUGGGUUUAAGGGCCAAAACUGCGAGGAACCCAUCCAUGCCUGCAUUAGUAACCCGUGCCAAAAUGGCGGAACUUGCCACCUGAAGGAAGGAGAAAGAAGCAACUUCUGGUGUGUGUGUCCGGAGGGCUUUGAAGGUGACGCGUGUGAGAUCAACAUCGACGACUGUGAGGACAAUGACUGCGAGAACAACUCCACCUGCGUCGACGGCAUCAACAACUACACAUGCAUGUGCUCUCCGGAAUACACAGCUGCUACCAAUGAGGUGGAGAGAGGAGAGCUGUGCGAAGAGAAGCUGGACUUCUGUGCCCCAGAGCUAAACCCAUGUCAGCACGACUCAAAGUGUAUUUUGACUCCUCAGGGCUACAAUGGGUUAUUCUGCGAGUUCUCUCCGCCGAUGGUCCUUCCUCGCACCAGCCCGUGCGACAACCACGAGUGCCUCAACGAGGCUCAGUGCGUUGUGAUGGGAGCUGACCCCCGCUGCCAGUGUCUGCACGGCUAUGAGGGCGAGCGCUGCGAGACGCUGGUCAGCGUCAACUUUGUCAGCCGCGAGUCGUACCUGCAGCUCCCCUCCAGCUCCCUCUCACCACAGACCAACAUCAGCCUGCAGAUUGCCACAGAUGAAGACAGUGGUGUGUUGUUGUAUAAAGGCGACAAUGAUCACAUCGCAAUGGAGCUGUACCGGGGACGUCUCAGGGUCAGCUAUGACACCGGAUCCUACCCUCCGUCUGCUAUAUACAGUGUGGAGACGGUGAAUGACGGCAGCUUUCACGCCGUGGAGCUGGUGGCAGCAGACCAGACCCUCUCCCUGUCCAUCGAUGGUGGGAUGCCGGAGCAGGCCUCGGCCUCGGGGGGGCUCUCAGCCCUGCAGCACAGCUCGGGGGGCCGGAACGGCACCAGCUUUCACGGCUGCCUCCGCAACCUCUACAUCAACGGGAAGCUGCAGGACCUCGGCGCGGGGCUGGAGCCCGGGGCCCUGGGCUCCGGGACCACGCAGAGCACCGGGCGGUGGCUGGGCAACGGGGUAGAGCCGGGCUGCCAACCUUGCCAGAGAGGGGCCUGCGUCCAGGGAGACUGCCACCCGACCGGCCACCGGGGCUUCACCUGCACCUGUCACCCCGGAUGGACCGGAAAUCUGUGUGACCAGCAAGUCAGCAACCCUUGUGACGGCAACAAGUGCGUUCACGGCAGCUGCCUCCCGAUAAACUCCUACUCCUACUCCUGCCGCUGCCAGCCCGGCUUCGCCGGCGUGCUCUGCGACGAGCAGGACCACGACACGGCGAGCCUCUGCAGCUCGUCCCGCUGCAAGCAUGGCAAAUGCAGAGUGUCGGGCCUGGGCAAAGCCUACUGCGAGUGCAACAGCGGAUACACGGGAGAGGCUUGUGACAGUGAGGUGGCCUGCCGAGGGGAACGGGUCCGAGAUGUCUACCAGAGGCAGCAAGGCUACGCAGCGUGCCAAACCCAGGAGAAGGUCUCCCGUCUAGAGUGUCGGGGCAGCUGCCCGGGGGGGUCAGAGGGACAGGGCAGCUGCUGCACCCCCCUCCGCAGCAAACGUAGGAAAUACACCUUCCAGUGCACUGAUGGCUCUUCUUUCGUCCAGGAAGUGGAGAAAGUAGUGAAGUGUGGCUGUACAAAGUGUUCUUCAUAGAAAGAGAAGUUUCUUUUUUUUUCUUUUUUUUUUUUUUAAAGAGACAACACGACCGGCAGAUUUCCGCUUCUCCAGAAAUGUUCUGUGUUCCUGCCCGCCUUACUUGAUCCCAGUCUUCUCUUAUUCCUCAUGAGGAAACCGCUCACUCCCCCUUCCCAAAGUUCCCCCCCACCAAUCCCCCUUUUUUUUAAAAACCCGGAUAAAAAAAAACAAAGAAAAAAAACUACUUUAAAAAAAAAAAGAAUAGAUAAAGAGAUUUGUUUCUUGUCAGUGCUGGACUGAUGAUUGAUGCUUCCUCGGUGGGGAUCUUGAAUUGUAUUGUAAAGUACAAAAAACAGACUUAUUUUUUACUACGAAGUGGAGAAAAAGACAGAAAAAGAUACCACACAAAAGCUGACUUUGUCCUUGCAUCUGCUUCAUUUUUGUUGGUCAUGAUGACUCCAACGGUGCGCCGCACUGUCUCUUUCCUGGAGAACUGACGGGUCACUGACGGCCGACCACUUCCUGUAGACCUCCUGCUUUUCCUGUCUGUGAGUUGUUUGUUUUUAGGAGUAAUUUUAACCGGUAGUACACACAGACUCACCAAUAGGAGGUGCUGCAUUAAGGCAAGGGAGAGGGUGACCAGCGAUAUAACCCCCCCCCCCAACCCCCUUACCACACCGAAACCACCACCGUAGUGUGCAGUCUCCUUUAGCAGGCCUCCUGAACCCUCUGAGCCUGUGUGCAUGGUCACAAACACACAGUCGUGCUCAAACUUGUGGUAUUUUCUACAGCUACUGAACAACACACAUAUGCACACACACACAAACAUGCAUACAAAUACUCUCCCCUGUAGAGUUCAACGUAUUACCUGUCAGGUUUAAUACACUACUCGCUGUUUAUCCACCCCCCCCAGUCAUGAAUGACAAGUAUUUAUUGUAUCAUAAAUACCUGUACUUAUUCAGUAGAUCCCCAUGUAUCAAUCUGAUUCUUUUAAUAUAUAUUAAUUUAUAUUUUGUCCUUAUUUUUGUAUUAAGAAGACAUACUUUGUCAAGAUAGCUGAACUAACAAAAUGGUGUCCUUUAUUUUGGUUGAUGAGAAGUUGUUUUUUUUUGUUUCAUUUGAUCACUGAAACUAUUGUGCUUGCCAGAGAACUUAGUUACAUUUUAAUCUGCAAAUGUGACGUGAAGACAUUGUAUAUUUUUGUCGCGUUUCCUGAGAGUUUGUACUGUGCCAUUACCAGAAGGUCUUUAUAUUAGAGUAUAAAUGUAUAGAUCAUUUCCCAACCUAUGUAUUCCACACACAGAUCUUGUGAGUAGCAUUGACCUUAGCGGAUGCAUAGAACUGUUUUUACCUUUUUAACAAAAUUAAAGAAUACUGUGACUUUUUCUAAAUAAAACUACUUUGUUAGCCCCUUGGUCUCCGAUGUUAACAUGUUGCUGCUAAGUUUUUGUACCGUAGACUUGGAUCCUGAUCUGUAUGUUAUAUAGAGCUUCCUGCUCCUCACUGUACGGGGGCACCUUGUGUAACAGAUACAUUUUUUCCCCCUCCCACCUCCACACAUGUGCAUUGUGCUUCAUAUUCCCCCAUCUCCAUCACCAGACUAAUGUCAGUUCCCUGACUGAUGUUUGUUUAUUAAACACAAUAUUUACCUCACACUCUCCAUCUUUGUUUUGUUGUUGCUUUCAGAGGUCUGAUUCAGAAUUGAUCUCUAUGACUCAUCAUGGAGAAUGAUUGUUUUCGAAGUGGA
This is a messenger RNA of Menidia menidia (Atlantic silverside), 5857 nucleotides long. NCBI's taxonomy places the organism in Eukaryota, Metazoa, Chordata, Actinopteri, Atheriniformes, Atherinopsidae. The record is from the annotation of a GenBank genome assembly.